AUGAAGUUAGUGUUUAAAAACAUUGAAAAAGAUGGCAGUGGGAGCAUCGGUCUUAUAUCUGAGGAAUCUGAGGAUAUGUGGCAUGCUUACAACCUAAUAGCUGAAGGAGAUUCUGUUACUGCAUCGACCGUACGAAAAGUCCAAAAUGAGUCGUCGACGGGCUCUUCGACAAGCAGUAGGGUUCGAACUACGCUUACUAUAACCGUGGAAAAUAUUGAUUUCGAUACACAAGCAUGUGUUCUUCGUUUGAAAGGCCGGAAUAUUGUUGAGAAUCAAUAUGUGAAGAUGGGGGCAUACCACACAUUAGACUUAGAAUUAAAUAGGAAGUUUACAUUGCGAAAGCUACAAUGGGAUUCUGUAGCCUUAGAACGAGUAGAUAUGGCCUGUGAUCCAGCAACCUCGGCGGAUGUUGCUGCAGUGGUAAUGCAAGAGGGCUUAGCUCAUGUAUGCCUUAUUACAUCAUCAAUGACAUUAGUCAGAUCAAAGAUAGAUAUAACAAUACCUAGGAAGCGGAGAGGCUUCACACAACAGCAUGAAAAGGGACUUGCUAAAUUUUAUGAAGCUGUAAUGCAAGGUAUACUCAGGCAUGUAGAUUUUAGUGUUGUCAAAUGCAUAAUUAUUGCAUCUCCCGGAUUUGUUAAGGAUCAAUAUUAUGACUACAUGUUGCAACAAGCAAUAAAAACUGACAAUAAGCUUCUUAUUGAAAAUAAAUCAAAAUUUUUGCUGGUCAAGGCUUCAUCGGGAUUUAAACACUCACUUAAAGAAGUUUUACAAGAGCCAUCGGUAAUGGCCAAGAUAUCAGACACAAAAGCAGCAAGUGAAGUUAAAUUGUUGGAAGGUUUCUACACAAUGCUGCAAUUGGAGCCAGCAAAGGCAUUUUAUGGAAAGAAGGAUGUUCUGAGAGCAAAUGAAGCUUUAGCAAUUGAAACACUGAUGAUUUCAGAUACAUUAUUUAGGUGUCAAGACAUUCAGAAGCGUAAAGAAUAUGUCGGUCUGGUUGACUCGGCCAGAGACAAUGGUGCUGAUGUCAGGAUAUUUUCUAGCAUGCAUGUUUCUGGUGAACAGCUGGAUCAACUAACCGGUGUAGCAGCUAUUUUACGUUUUCCCAUGCCUGAGCUCGAGGACAGUGAUGCUGAAUACGAUUAUUCGGAUUCUGAUUAA
This is a messenger RNA of Pieris macdunnoughi, 1161 nucleotides long. NCBI's taxonomy places the organism in Eukaryota, Metazoa, Arthropoda, Insecta, Lepidoptera, Pieridae. The record is from the annotation of a GenBank genome assembly.